AUGGCCUCCCGGCGCCUAGCAUUCAAUUUCAACCAGGCUCUCCGGAGCCGGGCUGCUCUGAAGUCCAUCCAGCCCGUCAAGCGAGGCUUCUCUUCCCCGGUCACCCUCCCAUCCACCACUCAGUCGACCACCCUCUCUAACGGAUUCACGAUCGCUACUGAGUACUCCCCAUGGGCCCAGACCUCGACUGUUGGCGUGUGGAUCGAUGCCGGCAGCAGGGCAGAGACUGACAAGACCAACGGAACGGCGCACUUCCUUGAGCACCUUGCUUUCAAGGGCACCAACAAGCGCAGCCAGCACCAAUUGGAGCUUGAGAUCGAGAACAUGGGCGCUCACCUGAACGCCUACACAUCGAGAGAAAACACCGUUUAUUACGCCAAGGCCUUCAACAACGAUGUUCCCAAGGCCGUUGAUAUCCUCGCCGACAUCCUUCAGAACUCCAAGCUCGAGCCCGGUGCUAUUGAGCGUGAGAGGGACGUGAUCCUCCGUGAGCAGGAGGAGGUUGACAAGCAGUUCGAGGAGGUUGUCUUCGACCACCUUCACGCCACCGCUUACCAGAACCAGCCCCUUGGUCGCACCAUCCUCGGCCCCAAGGAGAACAUCCAGACCAUCUCCCGCGACAACCUGGUCGACUACAUCAAGACCAACUACACUGCUGACCGCAUGGUCCUUGUUGGUGCCGGUGGUAUCCCUCACGAGCAGCUCGUCCGCCUCGCCGAGGAGCACUUCGGCAGCCUCCCCAGCAAGCCCCCUACCUCUGCCGCUCUCGCUCUCACCGCUGAGCAGAAGCGCACCCCCGAGUUCAUUGGAUCCGAAGUGAGACUCCGUGAUGACACCAUCCCUACUGCUCACAUUGCCCUCGCCGUCGAGGGUGUCAGCUGGAAGGACGAUGACUACUUCACUGCCCUCGUCGCCCAGGCCAUUGUUGGCAACUGGGACCGUGCCAUGGGCAACUCUCCCUACCUCGGCAGCAAGCUCAGCUCCCUCGUUGAGCACCACGGCCUUGCCAACAGCUUCAUGAGCUUCUCCACCAGCUACAGCGACACUGGUCUCUGGGGUAUCUACCUGGUCUCUGAGAACCUGACCGCCCUCGACGACCUCACUCACUUCGCCAUGCGUGAAUGGUCUCGCCUGUGCUUCAACGUCACCUCCGCCGAGGUUGAGCGUGCCAAGGCUCAGCUCAAGGCUUCCAUCCUCCUCUCUCUUGACGGCACCACUGCCGUCGCCGAAGACAUUGGUCGCCAGAUCAUCACCACUGGCCGCCGCCUCUCCCCCGAGGACAUUGAGCGCACAAUCGGCCAGAUCAGCGAGAAGGAUGUCAUGGACUUCGCCAACCGCCGCAUCUGGGAUCAGGACGUCGCUGUGAGCGCCUUCGGCAGCGUUGAGGGUCUCCUCGACUACAACCGUAUCCGCGCGGACACCACCCGUAACACCUUGUAA
Molecule: messenger RNA, 1440 nt
Organism: Aspergillus bombycis
Lineage: Eukaryota; Fungi; Ascomycota; Eurotiomycetes; Eurotiales; Aspergillaceae
Product: mitochondrial processing peptidase
Exons: 5
Coding region: 1-1440 (479 amino acids)
Cellular component (GO): mitochondrion
Molecular function (GO): metalloendopeptidase activity; metal ion binding
Source: RefSeq, a predicted model, not a curated record